This is a messenger RNA of Rhinolophus ferrumequinum (greater horseshoe bat), 522 nucleotides long. Its product is annotated as 60S ribosomal protein L36a-like. Gene Ontology annotation, cellular component: ribosome; cytosolic large ribosomal subunit. Gene Ontology annotation, biological process: translation. The record is from RefSeq and is a predicted model, not a curated record. The transcript has a single exon. Gene Ontology annotation, molecular function: structural constituent of ribosome. The coding region runs from base 34 to 522 and encodes 162 amino acids. Lineage: Eukaryota; Metazoa; Chordata; Mammalia; Chiroptera; Rhinolophidae.
CUUUCUUUCUGCACGGAUAGCGCUCUCACAAACAUGGUGAACGUUCCUAAAACCCGCCGGACUUUCUGUAAGAAGUGUGGCAAGCACCAGCCCCACAAAGUGACACAGUACAAGAAAGGCAACGAUUCUCUGUAUGCACAGGGAAAGUGGCGUUAUGACAGGAAGCAGAGUGGUUAUGGUGGGCAGACUAAGCCAAUUUUCCGCAAAAAGGCUAAAACUACAAAGAAGAUUGUCCUGAGGCUUGAAUGUGUGGAGCCCAACUGCAGAGCUAAGAGAAUGCUGGCUAUUAAGAGAGGCAGACAUUUUGAACUGGGAGGAGAUAAGAAGAGAAAGGGCCAAGUGAUCCAGUUCUCAGCUUCAUAUUUUUAUCGUGAAGACAAUAAAAUCUUGAGAAUAAAUAAAAAAAAAAAAAAGAAAGAAAAUAACAAGAGAACGUAUCAAAACUUUGGAGAUGCAGCAAAGCAUUUGGAGAUGCAGCCAAAGCUUAACCAACAUUUUAUCAAAUUGACUUUUACUAUGUGA